AUGGCAACAGUAUCAACACAACUACGAUUCUCACCAUCCCCAUCAUCACCACUACCCCCACCACCACCAUCGUCAUCAUCGUCAUCAACACAACUACGGUCCUCAUCAUCAUCCUCCUCAUCCUCAUCUGAAAAGAGAGCCACCGACGCCAACAAGCUGACGCGACAGCAUCCACAAACUUUCCGUCCCAUUCUCACUUGCGGCAAAAACACAAACAACGUUCACGUAAAUUUAGAUUUAUACGGCCAAGAAAUUGCACAUGGCAUGAGAUGUGAAGCUUGCAUAACUGAAGUUCUCAUUCAGACUGAAUUGGAUGUGAUUGUUUUUAACAUGUGA
Molecule: messenger RNA, 336 nt
Organism: Helobdella robusta
Lineage: Eukaryota; Metazoa; Annelida; Clitellata; Rhynchobdellida; Glossiphoniidae
Exons: 3
Coding region: 1-336 (111 amino acids)
Source: RefSeq, a predicted model, not a curated record